This is a messenger RNA of Anolis carolinensis (green anole), 3540 nucleotides long. RefSeq names its product mas-related G-protein coupled receptor member A2-like. The transcript has a single exon. Gene Ontology annotation, biological process: G protein-coupled receptor signaling pathway. Gene Ontology annotation, cellular component: membrane. Gene Ontology annotation, molecular function: G protein-coupled receptor activity. The record is from RefSeq and is a predicted model, not a curated record. Lineage: Eukaryota; Metazoa; Chordata; Lepidosauria; Squamata; Anolidae. The coding region runs from base 178 to 1125 and encodes 315 amino acids.
ACGUUCCCUAAAAAUGGAAUGGGAGGGUGUCAAAAACUGGGUACUGAAAACUGCAUAGGGUUUUCUCAAAUUGCACACCCCUACUGAUCAUGAUUAGUCUUCAUAGCAUUAUCUGUUUUCUUUUUUCUAUCAGGAACUGCAUCAAAAGAAGACGCACCAAAGCAGGAACGGAACACAAUGGCUGAUUCCAACCUGUCCCUGAGGACUCUGCCCAAUCCUGAAAUGUGGUAUAAUGGAACAGAAAAAGAGGCAGUGUUACCAAGUGUAGUGAUAUUUCUGACAACCAUCAUGGCUCUUUCUACCAGCCUUUUGGGAUUUGUAGGGAACGGGGUUGUCUUCUGGCUUCUUGGCUUCUGCAUUAAGAGAAAUCCUUUCACUACCUAUGUCUUGAACCUAGCCAUAGCUGAUUUUGGUGUGGUCACAGCUAUUGUUGCUAUAAAUACAAUUUGGCUUGCACAAUUACUCACCUAUGUAGACAUGCAUCACUUCUCAAUAAUAUUCUUUAACACUCUCUUUCGAUUCAUGUUCAGCACUAGUCAGUGUCUACUGUCGCUCAUCAGCAUUGACAGGUGUGUUUGUGUCUUCUUUCCAUUUUGGCAUCGAUGCCACCGACCACCAUAUCUGUCCCCCACUCUGUGUGCUGUAAUAUGGAUUUUCAACUUUCUUUUUUUGUUUAGCGAUAUAGUCCUUCCAAUAAUCAUUCAAAAUGAUAACCUCUCGUACUAUCUAUUCUUCCUGAAUACAGUGGUUUGCACAUCACUUAUGACCAUCUGCACUGUAGCGCUACUAAUUAAAAUCUGCAUAAUAUCCCCUCAAUACAAGCGGGGGAAGCUUCUAACAGUCAUCUUGCUCACCCUUCUCUUCUUCCUCUUCUUUACGUUUCCAAUGAAUGCUAUUCAAUACUUCUCAGAUGAUGUCCCUCUUUUAAAUGAUCCCUAUUACUAUGAAUAUGCUUUCCUUGGUGCCUAUAUAAACAGUACUGUUAACCCCCUCAUCUAUUUUUUGAUUGGGAAAGAGAAGAGGGACCGAUCUGGGGAGAAAGUAAAGAAAAUACUAGCCAGACUUUUCACAGAGAAUGAAAAUGAUACGGAAGAAAUGAAAACCUCAGUCCAAACCCAAUUGUGAUGCUUUUAUAUGAGCUGAAAUCAUGACUGAAAAUAAUGCAUCUCAGCGGAAACAUGCGGCCUUCAGGAUAUUAUUACAGCCAUUCUGACUCUAUUUCAUCACAUUUCUGAUACACAAAAACCUUAUAAAGCAAUAUUGAAGUGUCCAAAAUGGUAUUGCGCCAGGGAGAGAAGGUGUCGUACUGCUAGCGGAAUGCAAAUAUUUACAUAAUUUAAUUUGAUCCUAUAUGCAAGAAUAAUGAAUACUAAUUCUUAUUCUAGACCCAAUAAUAAUUGUCAAUAAAAACAGACAAAUUACAAACCCAUCAGAAAUAGUAUGUGGCAAAUGAAGAAUCCAAUGUAAAGUGGAAAAAAUCCUAGUUGGCUUUCAUAUUGCAUAGGGGCAGGUAGCAUGUGUAUAUCACCAGUAUAAUAAUAAUAAUAACUUUAUUCAUGUAUCCCACCCCAUCUCCCCAAGGGGACUUGGGGUGGCUUACAUGGGGAGCAAGCAGAGUAAUGUACAAUAAAGUACAACAACAUAAAAUACAUUCCAGUUGACAACAACCUAACCAGUAGCCAAUGGCCGGCACAAUGGUGUAUUCAAUAUUAGAGGCAAGGGAAUAAAUUAUACUUGUGCAGUAUAUUGAGGGUACUAAUAAGAUAGGCCAGUGAUAAAGUGCAGUAGGAGUCUAUAUUGUAUGGCAAUGCAACUUGUUUAGAGAUGCUGAUCUACCUUAGUGAGUCUGUGCAUCUUCCCAUAGCUGAUAUUAUUUGAUUAGCUCUGUCAUUUGUGUUAUGUUAGAACUGCCAUGACUGCAAUCUUGUGUGUCCAGGUGCAUAGUUUGUGCAAUACACAGAGGCAUUAUGGCUGCAUACAAUGCCAGGGCCUUGUGAAUAUCCUCUUUAAACCACAAACAAUUUCUGAUUACAGUCUAUGUUGAUUACAAUCUGUGUUCACCUGGAAUGCCCUAAACUCAGAGCUUUAGUAGACAUUGCUUUCCUUCCAGUAUCAAGUUAAAAUUUGACUGUUUUAUUCUUAAUUUGUACAUUUAUUAUCUGUACAUAGCUUUCAAUUAACUAGUCCAAUUGUUUAAUACUUUUAGUUUGUAAUUUAUUUCCACCAUCUUAAAACCUGAGUGGUUCUUCAAAUAUGUAAAUCACACUCAAAAUACUCCUUUAUACAGACAUGCAUUAGAAAGUCCUGAUUUAUAUGAUUAGUCUUAAGGGAUACUUCUUCAGGGAAAGUAGCAUUUCCUAUGCUACAGAAAUUCGCCACAAGAUCCCCUCACAUAUGAAUUCUAUUGUGCGUAAUAUUAAGAAAAUAUUAUUUCCUUUGAGAGAUCGAUGAAGCAUAUACUCUUAUUUUUAAGGUUUGCCAACGUGACUUUUUAAACUGCAGUGUGGCAUCAUCUAACUAGCAUUGACAAAUUAAGGGAGUUGAUUUUAAAGCAAGGAAGAAUUAGAGAGAGAGGGAAAGCUAAGGCACAUGCUGAAUGUAUAAAGCAUUGCAUUAGAGAUGCUCUACUAUGAGUUUGGGAUAGGUGUAAGCAGAGAGUUUCUCUUUCAUGAGAUAAUAUUGACCACCAAAUUGUGGGAAGCCUUUAAUUUUUUAGCAAAUAAUGGGUUAAAAUUGGAGAUGGCUGCUUUAUGAUGAUCAUUUGUAUUUGUAACAAGAUAACCAUAUGUAAUCCAGCACACAACCCACCCACCCAACCCCCUUUUUGCUGCUACUGAGCAUAAUUCAAAGUGCAGGUUUUGGCCUAUAAAACCCUAAAUGACUCCGGUCUAGCUUACCUAUUCGAAUAUAUCUCCCUUUAUGAACCAGUUCAAGCACUACGAUCUUCUGGGGUGGUCCUGUUCUCGAUCCCACCACCUUCGCAAAUGAGAUUGAUGGUGAUGAGAGACAAGGCCUUCUCGGUGGUGGCCCCUUGGCUGUGAAAUUCCCUUCCUAGCAAGAUCAGAUCUGCUCCCUUCCUCCUGGCAUUUAGGAAAUAAGUUGAGAACUGGCUAUUCAAACAAGCUUUUGGGGAAUGACAAGAAUGCAAUCUAGCAUCAUGAGACAAUAUGGUCAGAAAUUAAGCAGCCAAAUUAUGACUAAAGAUUGAUGCAAUGUGGUAUUGUGUAUUGGAUUUAUCAUGCUUAAUAUGUUACUGGUUUUACAUUGUAUAUUAUGUUUACCAUUUUAAUAAUUUUAUGUUAUGUCUUAACAAUGUAUAUAAUUGAAGCAUUGAAUGUUUGCCCAAAUAUAUGAUGUAUGCCGCUCUAAGUCCCCUGCAGGGUGAGAAGAGUGGGAUAUAAAUGAAGUAAGUAAGUAAAUAAAUAGAUAGAUGUUAAUGUCAAGACGGAUGGUUCUUAAGGAAAGCAAAGAUCUUAAUUGGUUUGUUCAUGUGCAUCUGAAGGACAGAUUUUAUCAGGAUAAGUGAAAUACAGCAGCACA